Molecule: messenger RNA, 741 nt
Organism: Anthostomella pinea
Lineage: Eukaryota; Fungi; Ascomycota; Sordariomycetes; Xylariales; Xylariaceae
Source: the annotation of a GenBank genome assembly
AUGGACAACAACCGCGAGUCCAUUAUCAGCAAGGGCAUGACCCAGGUCCAUAUGGGUCUGGGCAUCCUUCUAGGUGCAGCGCGGAUCUCCAGCGGCACCCACGAGCAGAUCAUGCGACUAGUCAACGCCGACGAGGAUCUACUCUCCUUUGACGAGCCCACCGACUUUCUUCCGGCCAAAGAAGUUGAUCUUGGACACCGCACUGUCAAUCUAGCCGCACAACCACACCUUGAACCUGCCAAGACAAAGCUCAACAGCCUUCUGGAUUUCCCAUUUGAGCCUAUGCAGCAGUACCAGCAGCCCCAGCCCCAGCCCCAGCACCAGAACCAACACCAACAACGGCCCCAACAACAGCCCCAGCACCAACACCAGCACCAACACCAGCACCAGCAGAAGCAGCAGCAGCAGCCAUCGAAACCCUUCCAUGCGUCCAGAGCCCAGUCCGAAAAUCAGAUGAAAAUCAUCUGCCCCUGGUGGGCGACGCCUGGCUUCAAGUGCAGAGAGCAGGCCAAAGGCAUCUGCCCGUGGUACCACGAAGCCAUACCCGGCGGCCACAAGUAUCCUCUCAUCUGCGCUUUCUGGGCCAAUGACCGUCGAUGCCGGAAGGCCGCCGACAAAUGCCGCUUUGCUCACUAUCCUGCACAACACGGCAAAGUCGCUCCCUUGCCACCCAUGAAGAAGACGGCCGUCAAGAAAGAGCGCAGAGCCCCUGGUAAGGCUUUGAUCGACGACGAUUGGUAG